CUAGCAGCCAUGGAACUAAGCUUUCUCUCUCUAUAUAACAUCUUUCACUUGGCUUGCAUAUUCUCCAUGAUCACAUGCAGUCACUUGAAACAAAAAAAAAAAUCUUGUUCAUUUUUUUUUUCAGUUUCGAAAAUGGCGAAAUUCGGUUCGUUUCAGCAUCUAGGUUUGGCAAUGAUUCUCGGGUUUUUAGGGUUUGUGAGCUUGUCUGAAGCCGAGUUGAAGAUGGGGUUUUAUCACAAAACUUGCCCUAAUGCAGAGAAGAUCGUACAAGACUUUGUUAACGAACACAUCCACAAUGCUCCUUCUUUGGCCGCUGCCCUCAUUAGAAUGCAUUUCCAUGAUUGCUUCGUCCGCGGUUGUGAUGCAUCGAUCUUGAUCAAUGCGACGUCGAACAACCGACAAGUGGAAAAGGUUUCUCCUCCGAAUCUGACUGUCCGAGGUUUCGACUUCAUCGACAGAGUGAAGUCUCUCUUAGAAAAAGAGUGUCCCGGUGUCGUCUCAUGCGCUGACGUCAUCACACUCGCGACCAGAGACUCAAUCGUCGCCACGGGUGGACCGUUCUGGAACGUACCGACCGGACGUCGAGAUGGACGGAUCUCUAACGCGGCCGAGUCUCUGAACAACAUUCCUCCUCCCUUUGGAAAUUUCUCGACUCUUCGGAAACGUUUCGCUGACCAGGGACUCGAUGUCAAAGAUCUCGUCUUGUUAUCCGGAGCUCACACAAUCGGGGUUUCUCACUGUACGUCCUUCUCGAACCGUCUGUUCAACUUCACCGGCGUCGGAGACCAGGAUCCGUCACUGGACAGCGAAUAUGCCGCUAAUCUCAGAUCCAGAAAAUGCAGAUCUCCUUCCGACAACAUGACCAAGGUCGAGAUGGAUCCCGGUAGCCGCAAAUCCUUCGAUCUGAGCUACUACAAUCUCCUCCUCAAACGCCGCGGCCUGUUCGAAUCCGACAACGCCUUGACCACCGACUCGACGGCGCUCGCUCUGGUUCGUCGCCUGGUCGCCGGGUCGAUGGACGAGUUCUUCGCCGAGUUUGCCAAAUCGAUGGAGAAAAUGGGUCGGAUCGGUGUUAAAACCGGGUCCGACGGUGAGAUCCGACGAUACUGCGCUUUCGUUAAUUAAACUUGUUUUAAAAUUUACUUUCCGUUUUGUUUGUGUGUGUGUGUCUGUGCCUGGGUUUUUUAAUUAUUUUUAUUUUUAUUUUUGGGUGAAAAAAUGUGGGUUUUCGAAUAAGUUUUUUUUUUUUUUUUUUUUUUCCAUUUUCAUGCAUGUGAAAUUGUUGCAAGGAAUCUACCAUCCAUGUAUGUUUUCAAUAAAAAUCUUAAUUUCUGGAUUGGAUAUACGCGAAUUAUUCA
Tarenaya hassleriana is the source of this 1358-nucleotide messenger RNA. RefSeq names its product peroxidase 39. Gene Ontology annotation, biological process: response to oxidative stress; hydrogen peroxide catabolic process. Bases 10 to 1125 code for a protein of 371 amino acids. Lineage: Eukaryota; Viridiplantae; Streptophyta; Magnoliopsida; Brassicales; Cleomaceae. The record is from RefSeq and is a predicted model, not a curated record. The transcript is spliced from 4 exons. Gene Ontology annotation, cellular component: plasmodesma; plant-type cell wall. Gene Ontology annotation, molecular function: peroxidase activity; heme binding.